AUUUCCCCAUAUUUCCGUUCCAAUUUACUGUUAAUUUAUCCAAUCCCCAAAAAUAAAAGAGAAAAAAUGUCAUCGUCGUCGGUACGCCGGCAAAGAGACUUAACCGCCUGCAAACAGAAACCUGCAAAAACCCCGACUCCGGUCUCCAACACCAAUCCGACCCUAAAAAAAUCAUCUUCCGGAAAGGAAAACCCAAGAUCCAGCAGUCUUUCUCGGGCUUCCGUGGUGACCCAGAAGCCCAUGAUCCGUCCCGUUCCACGCGUUGAGAAGGCGGUGGCGGUAGGUGGUUCCGACGGUGAAGGCCGGGUGCGGUUGUCCACGUCGUCUGCUCCAAGAGGUAGGAGUCAAAGCCCAUCUGAUUUUAUUAGGGUUUUUUCGGAUUUGAAGGAAGAUAGGGUUUCAGUUGAUAGUGUUUCAGUUGAUAGGGAAAAGAAGGGUUUUAGGGAUUCCAGAGUUAAAGGUUGCAAAGAAAAUGGUGGAUUUAAGGAGAGUUUGGUGAUGAAAGUGAAGGAAAAUGAGGGGAAAACACAAGGGGUUAGGGUUUUAGAUGGGAAUUGCAAAAAAGAUGUUAAAUUUAACUUUGAUUUGGGAAAAUCAAACGGGGAAAAUAUUCAAAAUGGGGUUUCUGGGGCUUUUAAUGAAAAGAGUAUUUCAGAUUUUGAUUCAAAAUGCGAUGCAAAGUUUCUGAAAGAGAAAUCUUUAAGUGAUGGAAAGUGUUUGAUGAUUUCAAAAGAGGACUUGAGUGUGCAAGAAAGUGGAGGGAGUGGAGCUGCCAUUAAAUAUCCAAGCAAACUUCACGAAAAACUUGCUUUUCUAGAAGGGAAGGUGAAAAGAAUAGCUUCAGAUAUUAAAAGGACCAAGGAGAUGCUCGACAAGAAUAAUCCGGAUGCCUCAAAGGUCAUACUUUCUGAUAUCCAGGACAAGAUUUCGGGUAUUGAGAUGGCGAUGGGAAAUGUUGUGACUGAUUCAAGUGGUAAACCGAGUGGUUUGAAAGGUUCUGGAGAUGAAGAUGUGGGUACUAAAAAUGCUGAUGGGAGUCAGAGUAGGCAGGUGGGUAAUGUUAAGAUAUCAGUUAAAGGUUUGAAUAUUGAGGAAUUGGAAGCUAGAUUUUUUCCUCAUCAUAAGUUGCUUAGAAACCGAACAUCAUUGAAGGAAUCGUCAGGGAGAUCUCAAAGUCACGAAUCCUCUAAAGCCGUAGAAUCUGGUAGUGAAUUAAGGGAAGAAAAGAAGUUACCGAGUCCCGUUGAGGAUAAUCCAAUAGCCUUGGAGUUCUUGGCUUCACUUGAUAAGCAAAGUAAAGUUACAAUGAGGAAUGAGCAGGCUACUUUGGAGAAUUGUGAUAUUCAAGAUAUGGAUGGUGGUGUUGCUUCAGGGGCACAAGGGCCUUUGAAAGACGUUGUUGUGAAGCAUGCUGUAGAGAUCAAUCUAGAAUCAGAUGAGAUACUCGAGGAGUUUGAUGACCAAGAGAAUAGGCCAACUGCUGUUGUUGAGGAGGAGUCUGAAGAUGCUAGCGUUUACCAGCUCAAUGAAAUUGGUUGCAAGACUUCAACCGGAGGAUGGUUUGUUUCAGAAGGAGAGGCAGCACUUGUUGCUCACUACGACGGGUCGUGUUCCUUUUAUGACGUUACAAACUCUGAGGAGAAGGCUGUCUACAAGCCUCCGGAAGGCGUCUCACCUAAUAUGUGGAGGGAUUGUUGGAUUAUUCGUGCUCCCAGUUCAGAUGGUUGUUCGGGGAGAUACGUUGUGGCUGCAUCUGCUGGUAAUUCUUUAGAAUCAGGAUUCUGCUCAUGGGAUUUCUAUACCAAAGAUGUGCGUGCUUUCCACACUGAGUGCGGGGAAACUGCUUCAAGAACGAUACUCGGUCCCUUACCAAACAACCCUUUGUAUAGAAGAAAUGCUCCGUGUAAUAAUUUACCACCGGAAACUCAGCAGUGGUGGUAUAAACCAUUGGGCCCUCUUAUCAUCUCUACUGCCAGCUCUCAGAAGGUUGUCAAAGUAUAUGACAUCCGUGAUGGUGAGGAAAUUAUGAAGUGGGAGGUGCAGAGGCCUGUGUUGUCAAUGGAUUAUUCAAGUCCAUUGCAGUGGAGAAACCGAGUGAAGGUAGUAGUAGCCGAAACAGAAAUGAUUUCUGUCUGGGAUGUGAACUCUUUACAUCCUCAGACAGUACUAUCCGUCUCGUCAUCUGGUCGAAAAAUCUCCGCUCUUCAUAUAAAUAACAUCGAUGCCGAGAUAGGUGGAGGGGUUAGACAAAGAGUCAGUUCGGCAGAAGCUGAAGGAAAUGAUGGUGUAUUUUGCACUGCGGAUUCUAUUAAUAUAUUGGAUUUCCGCCACCCAUCGGGUAUCGGUGCGAGAAUCGCAAAAGUUGGCGUUAAUGUGCAGUCAGUUUCCUCUCGAGGGGAUUCAAUCUAUCUCGGAUGCACUAAUCUAAAACCAUCCGGACAAAAACAGCCAUGUUCUCAAGUGCAACAGUUCUCGUUGCGUAAACAAAGGCUCUUUGCUACAUAUUCUUUGCCUGAAUACAAUGUCCAUUCCCAUUAUUCAGCCAUAACACAGGUGUGGGGUAAUUCAAACCUUGUCAUGGGUGUUUGUGCGCUGGGACUCUUCAUAUUCGACGCACUGAAGGAUGACGGGCUUCAGCCUUUCAUGUACAAUAAUGGAAGUGCUCAAAAUGUCCGAGAGAUCGUUGGGCCAGAUGACAUGUAUGCCCCUUCUUUCGACUACUUGGCAUCUCGAGUGCUCUUGAUAUCCAGAGAUCGCCCUGCACUAUGGAGGUACUUGUCAUAGGUUUGUACGAUAGAUGUUGGAAAAUUGCAUAUCAUAAUUAAUCAAGAGACAACCAGCAUACCUAAAUUCUAGGAGUUUAUGUUUGGCCUCUCCUGGCAUGCUGUGAACAUAUAAAUGCUUAUGUUAUUGAUUGAAGACUUGUUUUUUGCUUAGAAAACCAGUUAAGUGCAGCAUGAUGCUGACUUUCUAUGUUGUAGUGUGUGUGCGUGUGUUUUAAUGGAAGAGUGAAUAGUGUUUUGCA
Hibiscus syriacus is the source of this 3025-nucleotide messenger RNA. RefSeq names its product KIN14B-interacting protein At4g14310-like. Lineage: Eukaryota; Viridiplantae; Streptophyta; Magnoliopsida; Malvales; Malvaceae. The coding region runs from base 67 to 2784 and encodes 905 amino acids. The transcript has 3 exons. Gene Ontology annotation, molecular function: protein binding. The record is from RefSeq and is a predicted model, not a curated record.